AUUAUUUAAAAAUCGAAAUUUUCUGCACAAACAAAUCGAGAAUGAGUAAUCAGAAUAAUAUCUACGAAGCUGCCCACAAAGGCGAUUAUAAUACAGUCGUAGAGAAAGUAACAGAAGAUAACAAACUGGUAACACAACCUGACGGUAGUAAACGAAUCUUAAUACAUUGGGCUGUCUUAAGUGGAAAUGUUGAAUUGGUUAAAUUUCUUAUCGAGCUCCACUCGCCGAUUGACCCGUUUGACGAUACUGACACAACUCCUUUAAUUUUGUCAGCAUCUGCCGGAAAACUGAAUGUUGUCGAUGUUCUUUUACAGAAUAAUGCAAAUAUAAAUCAUAAAAAUGAACUCGGACACUCUGCCUUACAGUAUGCGUGCUCAAAGGGAUGGCUAGAGGUUGCAAAACUUCUAUUGGAGAAUAAAGCGGAUGUCAACAUAGCUGACUUAAGAGGGGCCACUCCUUUACACCGUGCUGCAUCUAAGGGAAAUUUAGAAAUUGUCAAAUUGUUAGUGGAAUGUAGUUCCCUGCAGAUCGACUCUCGUGACUAUUAUGGUAAUUCCGCGUUGCAUUUAGCAUGUGAGGAAGACCGCGUGGAUGAGGCCAAGCUACUUGUACAAAAAGGAGCGGACAUUAAUUUGACAAAUAAGGAGAGACAAACUCCACUUCAAUUGUGUACCAAGCAACUUGCAGCUGCACUUCUCGAGUUGGUUAACAAUCAAUCAAAUAUCUAAUCCUGUUUGCAAUUUGAAUAUAUAAAAUGCUACAUUUGUUAAAAUUAUAAGGUACAAUACGUAUUUACAGUAAAGCUAUUCUUGCAAA
Photinus pyralis (common eastern firefly) is the source of this 816-nucleotide messenger RNA. RefSeq names its product 26S proteasome non-ATPase regulatory subunit 10-like. Gene Ontology annotation, molecular function: protein binding. The coding region runs from base 42 to 728 and encodes 228 amino acids. The record is from RefSeq and is a predicted model, not a curated record. Gene Ontology annotation, cellular component: nucleus; cytoplasm. The transcript is spliced from 3 exons. Lineage: Eukaryota; Metazoa; Arthropoda; Insecta; Coleoptera; Lampyridae.